AUGUCUCUUUCUGAAUUUAUACAAUUCCAAGCCAAACGCACACUACGCUCUAAUGAACCAAUUGCAGAUUACAUUUAUGACAAGGAUGCUAUUAUAGACAAAGCUCCAUUCCCGCUACAACAGUCUGAUAGAGUUUCCUUAAUCUUACAAGGCAUAACUAAACACGAAUGGGCAAUUCCAUUGACGACAGCAAUGUGUACUUCUGUUAAGGACCUCUUAGAUAGGGCUGUGCAAUUGGAUGCCAUUCGCAAAGUUCAGUAUGUUAAAGAAAAUACUUCCGAAAAUACAACUAGUUUCAAAUCUCAAGACAACCAAAAAGAACAAGGUAACUAUAUUCCUCGUUUCAACCCAUCAGUUCAUAAAGAAGAAGAUCAAACUUGCUAUAGAUGUAAGCAAGUAGGACACGUCAGUUACAAUUGUAAAAAUCCACUUCAAGAAAAAUCAGCUCGUGUUUACAACAAGACAGACAUAAAAGAUACCACCUACGCCAAUAAGAAACAUUUUAAUAAAGAGGUAAAGCCUAAAGAGACAUUGACAACCAAAACAAUAAAUUGUGUUCAAGAGGAUUCUACCUCAGAAGAUUUUGUUAGAGUAUCUCAAAUUCCGGCCACAAUAAAUGGCAACAUGACUAUCGAUGCCUUACCCGAUAUUGGAUCAUGUGUUACGUUACUCAGAAGGUGUUUUGUUCCAGAUAACAUACCCAUAUUUCCAUGGCAAGAUGGAUCAUACGCUACGCCUGAGGGUAACUGCACACCAAGUGGUUGGAUAAGUCUAAGAAUAAAAGUCGGAAACAUUGAUUAUGUUAUGCCAAAAGUAGGUCUAUGUGAUAAAUUACCAAUUGCAAUGAUUCUAGGUCGUGAUUGGCAAAAAGCAGUACAGGCAACAAUUACUAUCGAACCAAAUGGUGCUGUAUGUAUAACAACACCAUCGUCUAUUCAAGAAUUCGGUUGUGUAAAAUCCAAAACUGCAUUUAAAAAGAUUUUAGGCAGAAUAUUAGACGAGAAAGGAGACAGACCAGACCCUGAACGUGCCCAAGCAGUCACAAGGUACCAAACAUUAAGUACACUUCAGGAACUUAGAAGUUUUUUAGGAUUUGCCAAUGCAUUACGAAGGUAUAUAAAUCACUUUGCAUCAAUUGCAAGACCCUUAACCAAUAUGUUGAAGAACAAACCAGUAUCAAGUAAGAAAUCUUCUAAUUAUAAAAUUCAAUUAUCAGAUGAUGAACAUCAUGCUUUUGUUAAGUUAAAAUCAGCAAUUACUUCGAACCCAGUUCUUGCAGCCUUCCGUCAAAACGUGCCAACUACCGUAGAAACCGACGCAAGUCAUGAAGGAUUAGGUGCUUGUCUCUCCCAAAUACAUGAUGGAUCUAUAUGUAUAAUAGAAUACGCAAGCAGAUCCCUUAAAGAUCCAGAAAAACGUUACCAUAGCAAUGAGUUAGAGGUUACAGCGGUACAUUGGGCUAUAACCGAAAAAUUUCGCCUUUAUUUGGUCGGUCAAACCUUUAAACUCAUAACGGAUAAUUAUUCCACAGCUUACAUAGUCAAUAAAGCUAAGCUUAACAGAAAGUUUGCCAGAUAUGUUGUUGACUUAGCAGCAUUCGAAUUUGAACCCAUCUACAGAGCUGGUAAACUAAACAUUAUUGCAGACCAUCUUUCAAGAUACCCUCAACCUGUUAACGAUGAAAAUCAGUGUUGUUUGGCAAUCAUUAACUCUCAAAACGAUAAAUUAGUACAUGCCCAACAAGCUGACUCCUUUUGCCAACAAAUCAAUAAAAAACUUAAGAAUACAAAUAACACGGUUCAUAUUCUACAAAUAAAAUGUAUGUAUAAAUAUGAAAAUAACAUCCUAGUUCAUGUCAAUAUAGAAAAUGGUUUUGAAGUAAGUAAAAUUGUCAUUCCAUUUUCUUUUCGCAACACAGUUUUACAAUAUUGUCAUGACAACACAGGUCACUUCGAUAUUAAGAAAACUUUAUCCAGGAUUAAAGCACGCUAUUGGUGGAGUUCCAUGAGAAAAGACUGUGCCCUCUAUGUUCGUGGAUGUAAGACUUGUCAACAAGUCAACAGAAGAACCACAUCAGCAUAUGGUAUGUUAGGCGAGAGACCCAUACCUGAAGUUCCUUUUGAAGUCAUCUCAGCAGAUCACCUUUCACUCCCAACUACUAAAGCGGGCAAUUGUUACAUAUUAGCUCACAUCUGUCACGCUACCAGAUUUCUUUUAGCUAGACCUACAUGUACUACUGCCACAGACGAUAUCAUUCACACACUUGAAAAUGAUAUCAUAAAUCACUAUGGACUACCAGUUACAUAUAUUUCGGAUAAUGGUUCUUCAUUCACAAGUUCUAAGUUCAAACUGUAUUUAGAAAAAUAUGAAAUACAACAUUCACUAUGUCCACCAUAUACCCCACAAGCCAACGGACUGGUAGAACGUUCUAACGCAACCAUGAUCUCAGUUUUAUCUAAAUUUUCAUUAGAGCACCCAGAUGAUUGGGACAUUAAGCUACCAAACCUAAUCUUAGCUAUAAACACAUCUCAACAGAGCACCACAAAGUUUUCACCUUUCUACUUAUUACAUGGUUAUGAACCAAAACUCUCUACUAUGGAUAUGGCACUAGGUUCAGUACAGUCAGACCUGUCAAGAAUGGAUCAACUAGACUUACCUGCAGAAAGUAGAGGUAUAGCAAUUGAAAACUUAAAAGACAAUCACAAAAUAAACAAAAAACGAUUCGAUCAACAUAGAAGCCACCACAACUUCCAGCCAGGUCAACGAGUAUGGUAUAACUGGCAGUCUACAAAUGACACAAAACUUUCACCAAAUUUUAAAGGACCAUUUGUCAUUGAACACCCAGUUGGAAAAGUUUGUUAUAAAAUUACCAGGGCCGAUGCAACAAACAAAAAACAUUCCAGAAUAGUUCAUGUACAAUCACUUAAACCAGCUCAAUACAGACCAAAUUUGGAUGAUCCAGGAGAGAUUCAAUUUGAGGAGAACAAUCAACAAUCACCUCCAACUUCUCUCACAGACAACAUCCAAAUAAAUUCUCCUACCCCAACCAUAGACACUAAGGUAAACAGCAUUACUAAACGUACUCGCAAGACACCAUCUUGGUUAAAAGAUUAUAUAAUAGGUUAA
Macrosiphum euphorbiae (potato aphid) is the source of this 3126-nucleotide messenger RNA. The record is from the annotation of a GenBank genome assembly. Lineage: Eukaryota; Metazoa; Arthropoda; Insecta; Hemiptera; Aphididae.